AUGGGGUGUUCUAGGGUAGUGGGUCUGGCUUUGCUGGUGAUGCUCUUCGUGGGUACGUCCUCCGCCACCAGAGUCCUUACGGGGUACGCCGGCGGAGGUCCCGGCCGUGGAUACGGAGUCGGAUACGGCUCCGGUUCCGGGUCAGGCUACGGCGGCGGUGCUGCGGGCGGCGGAGGCGGCGGUGGAGGGGGCGGUGGCGGUGGCGGUGGCGGAGGAAUUGGAAGUGGGUCGGGGUACGGCUCUGGUUAUGGGUCCGGAAGUGGCUCUGGGUACGGUUCCGGUGGGGGCGGCGGUGGGGGCGGCGGCGGCGGAGGCGGCGGUAGCGGGGGACCUGGGUCGGGGUCUGGCUAUGGCUCUGGCUACGGCUUCGGCUCCGGGCGUGGUGGUGGUGGCGGGCACCCUUAA
This is a messenger RNA of Spirodela intermedia, 405 nucleotides long. The record is from the annotation of a GenBank genome assembly. Lineage: Eukaryota; Viridiplantae; Streptophyta; Magnoliopsida; Alismatales; Araceae.